This is a messenger RNA of Perca fluviatilis (European perch), 8118 nucleotides long. RefSeq lists its product as uncharacterized. The transcript has 2 exons. The coding region runs from base 90 to 5996 and encodes 1968 amino acids. Gene Ontology annotation, molecular function: calcium ion binding. The record is from RefSeq and is a predicted model, not a curated record. Lineage: Eukaryota; Metazoa; Chordata; Actinopteri; Perciformes; Percidae.
GCUACGUAUCUUUUGAGAAGCAUCCAAAGGUUUCCUCUGUCUACAUUCUUGAUGACAACCAAAGACCAGUACUGAUCCGAGGUGACUCCAUGCCUCUGACAGAGGACAGCCGGCUGGUGCUGGUCGGCCACGGCAGGAAAGACAACUCAGGAGAAAUGAGACUGGGAGGGUACGAAGUGCAAGAAGUCUCCAAAAUCAUUCAACAAACCUCCAGGGAUUCCAAUAAAAUUAAAACAAUAAGUGUGGUGGCCUGUGACGUCGGAUCAGAUAAAGCAUUCAUUGAGACGCUGCUGAAGGAUCUCCAUGAGACCACCGGCAUCGAGACAGAGCUGCACAUCAGGGACGCUGUGCUCCAGGUCAGACACACAGGAGAGAAAAUCACCCUGGAGAUCACUAAGGAUGGAGAGCAAUGGCAACAUAAAGAUGACAGCAAGAAAGUGGUCGCAACCCUUGACAGGAACGGAGAUGUAAUUAUUAGAAAUGAGGCCGGCAGUAAAGGAAAGGAAAUCUUUACCGCUGAAAGAAACUUUCUAGGUCCUGAAAAACGUUUCCUGGUCUACAGAGACAGCUGGCCAGAUGAGCCAAAAAGAUUUAUUAACCAGAAUGUUUAUGAUAAGUUGAAUGCUAAUGAACGUAAUGCUUGUAAUCAACUUGAAGCUCUGUCCCGGGGAUUGUUUCAUGAUGAAAACAUACCCCGUCCAGAAAAAAUGAAGAUUGAAAAAUUUGAUCUAAAAGCCUAUUAUUUAUUAGAAAGAAAAAAAUGGUUCAAUGAAAAAAAGAAACGUUAUGAGCUUACAGGGGAAGUAGAGAAGAUGAAUAAUGAACAAAAAAAUAAAAUUCUUUCCAACUGUUAUGAGAUUAAAUCAGGAGAAGAUAUCAGGAAUGUAAUCCGUCACUAUGCAAAGACCGGAGAAAAAAAGGUCACAUACCUGAAGGUCAAUGACUGGAUAUUAGAGGUUGAUCCUAUAAAGCUGUAUGUCGCUCCAAUCGGAAAAAAGCUUGACAACAAUGAAAGAAAAAAAGAAGAAAACAUUAAGAAAUGUAUUGAAGAUCAGAUAGGAAAAGAAAGUUACUUUAAAAUACGAAAAGGAAUUAAAACAGAAAUGGGCCAAAAUGACCCUAAAGAAGGAUACGCUGAAUAUAUGGAAGGUAUUUUUCGUGGAGAGCCCACAAAAGCUCGCCUUCCGCUCCCUGCUGAGGCCUGGUUAACCACAUAUUUCACUGCAUCAGUUAUAUCUGAAUCUGCUAGAAACUUCCGGACAUUUGCUCUGACUCUCAUGGCCCUGGAUAUGGUCCAAAGCACAGACAACAAUAUCAAAGAGAAAGGACUGAACUUUCUUUGGGAAGAACAUUCAAUGGCAAGACAAUAUUCUUGGAUUGACCCAAGCAGGCGUGGAUUUAGUGGCUCAACCGACAAUGAACAUUCCAGCAAAUUAAAAAAUCACCCGAAGCCUUCGACUACUGACGGAUUAGAGAAUGAUCUUAAGAAGCUUAUAACAAGUGCAGUCCAACUGUAUAGUAGGUGGAGUCAAAAUGGGGAAAGAAAUCCGUCUCAAAUAUUCAAAUUCGCAGAGAAGUACAGGAUAACUGGACGUGAUGAAGUUCAUAAUUACGAAAUGUUCAUAAAUACAGUAGGUAAGAGCGGCUCUACUGCGUCCGGCCGAUUAGGAGGCUACAAUGACGGCCACAUAACAUCCCAUGACUUAAAAUCUGCCUCUGAGUUGGAAAAGUCCUUCAAACUUGAAUCGUAUUACUCCAGGCUGAGCGUAUUAACCGCUGAACAAGUCCACAGUCAGUUAAAGGCUAAAUAUGGUGAAAGUCUGGCAGGGUUGCAGGUCCAGGAGGGCAGCGCCAGAAUGGAGAAUGGAGAGUUUGUGUGUCAUCUGUUAGACGGUGCUGACGGUAAACCUGCUGAGUUUAAGGCUAAGUUAUCUCCUGAGAGUCAACGCUACACUAAAGCAAUGUCAGAGAGCAUUGAAACAGCAGUUCAUGACAUGGAAAAUCACGGUUCAAUCUCCUCCCAUCAAGGCAGCAAGUACGUAGAGCACGCUGGGCAUGCUGUUGGGACGCUGGGCCUCAUGCUGGGGAUGAAAGGAGCUGUUCGUGCUUUUGAACAGGGUGACAUUAAAGAUGGCGUGGUGGGGUCUCUGCAAACGGCUCAUGGAGUGACAGCUAUGACAACGUCUGUUAUUGCAAAACAAGCUCUGUCCUCAGAGGCCAGAAUGGCCAAAGCUGUAACAUCGGUCAUGAAAAGCCCUGCAAUGAAGGGUUUUACGUCAGUUAUACCAAUAGUGGGAAUUGGAUUCGGGAUAAACAAUCUUGCACAAGAUUUUAAGAGAGGUGACGCGCUGGGAUACAUCGAUGCUUCCUUAGAUGGUAUUAUGGUUGGUUUAGAUGUUAUUGAACUUUUUGUGCCUGAACUGGCCCCGUUUAUAGCGCCUACAAACCUGGCUUUAUGCAUAGUCCGGAUGGUCAUUGAUGACAUUUAUAUGGGCGUACAGAAUGAGCUAAACAACCUCCCGAAAGAUGCUGGAGUUCUGGAGAAACUAUGGGCUGUUAAUUUUGGCAUUCUGAAGGGGAUUUGGCAUUUUGGAAUUAGUCUGGCAAGUUUCUUUUACGAUUGGCGUUACAAUGAAAUUGAGCAGGGACACAGACUUGUUGAUCAGAUAUCAGACUAUCACAAAUAUUACAAAGUUACAAAGCAACAGGAUGGAACGAGUGCCGUUGAUUUUAGUGGUGGUGACUCUUCUUGGAACGGAGGAGGAGUUCACUUCUGCCUCGCCGACCAGGGUCCGUCUGAACUCUGCAUGGACUAUUUUGUGUCUAGUGAUGAGAGUUUUGGGAAAAGGUGUUGGCAGAUUGAUACACAGGGAAGCAAAGAUAUUAUUCUUGGCCUGGGAGAGUCACAUCAGUUAGAGUACACGACACUACAGAAGAAAAUACUCUGGUUCAUACCAGCCGGCUCUGUGACGGUGGUUUCAGGUUAUAAAGAUGUACCAGAGUCAAGGUAUGGGGAAUAUAUAGGAAAUAGAGAUUCUAAUCGUUUUCUUGCAAUUCAGAAAGCAGAGGAUGAACAUGUGAUUGAAGUCAUGUUAAGUUACUAUUACAAGCUUUAUGGUGAACCAGGUGAUGACAUAUUCUUCCUCGGGCCACAGAGAAGUUACGUUGAAGGAUGCGGAGGAAAAGACACGUACAUUAUUCCUAAAAAUGGAGGAAAAACAACCAUUAACAACUACGAUCCUUCCAAAGCACUAGACACUCUUCAUUUCAGUGUUGAUUACAGUCACAUUUCUGUGUCUAAAUCUGGAAAUGAUGUUGUGUUAAUGUAUGAGGGAAGUCACACUGUGACCAUAGAAGGAUGGUUUUUAGGGGAACCGUAUCGUCACAUGAACAUGAUGUCUGGAGACGGAGUCUUGUUUGAGAUUUCCUCUGUCGUGGUUUCUUCUGUUCAGCUGGUGGCUGUAGGGGUUAACAAGAUGUUCAGCUCUAGUGGUGAACAUGUGGAUGCAUCCCAGCCACUUUUAAGCAAAGUUACAAACAUCUUUGGGUCUCAGUAUAACGAUACACUUGUUGGAAAUGGAGAGAAUAAUAUCAUAGAUGGAGGAGGAGGUCAUGAUCGGUUAAUGGGCGGUAAAGGAGAAGACAUGUACAUAGUGAAAGUCAGAAAACAGUCAUCGGUGUAUAUUGAAAAUUACUCCAAAGACACUAAAACAGAUCUGGCCAUAAUAGAAGCAAACAUUCACACCUUUACAGUCAGAGUAGUGUUUGACCAUGUUUUUCUCAACGCUUCCCAUGACAACACGCCCGUCAGGGUGACUUUAGGGAAUUGGUUUAGAUCAGCAGCAGACAGACAUUUGCUUGUUGUCACAAAAGAUUUGAUCACUUUCACAAUCUCAGAUAACAAGGCCGACUGCCUGGACAGGAGAGAUCUGUUCACCAAGUGUAUUAAAAGUAGCAGAAUCGACUACAGCAGCUCACCAUCUCCUCUGCUGGUGGACCUUCAGGAGGACGAGUCUUUUAGCAGCGUGACGGAGGUUCGUGGGUCAAAGUUCAACGAUGCCAUCAGAGGGAACAAAGAGCACAAUGUUAUUGUCCCAGGAGAAGGAGAUGAUUUCAUCCAGGGUAGAGGAGGAGAGGACUGGUACGUUAUCACACCGGGCCAAGGAGUCAAAACCAUCAACAACCAAUCUCCAGAUCUAGCCUUGGAUAUUCUCUUUCUGAAAGAACAAUACGAGAACAUAAAGUGUUCUUGUGAAGGACAGAGCAUCAUCAUUUUGGUACACGGUAGAAAAGAUGUUAUUUUACAGAACUGGUUUGAUUCAAAGUUUCAUCAGCACCUGCAGAUUAAAACCAGUGAUGGAAUAACAGCUGGACUGAUGACCAACCGCAGCAGCUGUGAUGACUCGUUAAUGUUCCCUGUAACUGUCGAUUAUAGAAACCAGAAACCUGAACCACUUAAUUCGCUCCAAACACAUCUCCAGAAACGCUUAAUUUAUGUAGAAGAUGAGUCUGAAAAUGAGUGUUUCACAUAUAGUAGAAACAAUUCACAGAUGAAGCAAGUCUUCUGCGGCCUUCAAGGCAAAGUGAUGCUGAUGAAUAAUCAUGAUUCAGUUAAAGAAAUGUACGGUUCCUCAGGUUUCGACGUAAUGGUUGGAAACAGCAAUGAUAAUCUCCUUGAUCCAUACACCGGAGGUGCCUUCAUAUUUGGAGGUGAAGGAAAAGACACUUACAUAAUCAAACAAGGAUAUGGAAACUCAAUGAUCGAUAACUUUGCAGAAGAUCAGAGUAUUGAUACUGUGUUGGUUGACAUGGAUUAUCUUCAUGGCAGUCAAGUCACACUGUACUCAUCAACAGAAGAUUUGGAAGUGACGAUCACAUCAAAAGGGGAACAAUUCAAAUUCACUCUGGUCAACUACGCCAAAAGUUCCAAACAUCAGCACUUAGAAUUUCAGAGCUCUGACGGAGUGAAUUUUAAAUUGAAAUACCUAAACUCAACCGGUGAUGUCCCUGUCUUUCACACUGAAGCUUUCAAAGUGACUCGGAAACAGCUGCAGGUUGACUGCCGCCUGGACCUCAACUCUCAGAGGAAUCUGUCAAAGGUCCACACGGUGCAAGGCUGUCCCUCCCAGUCCAAUGACAUACUAGGUAACGAUCAAGACAACGCUCUGAUUGGUGGGUGGAAGGAUGACGCCUUGGAAGGAGGCGCCGGAGAUGACACGCUGAUCGGAGGGAACGGAGACGACCUCCUGAUUGGUGGCUUGGGAGACGACACUCUUUAUGGCGAGGACGGAAAUGACACUAUGAUGGGAGACUCUGGUCGGGACGUCUUCCUUCCCGGACCAGGGGCCGAUCUGGUGGACGGGGGUCCUGGCAGAGACACGGUUGUGUACCGGGGCGAUCCUGACACAGGUAAAGGAGUUUAUGUCAACCUGCUGACGGGACAAGGCCGCUACGCCGAUGCUGAGGGUGACGUGUUGAAGGAUGUGGAGAUAGUCAUCGGCACCGUCUACUCUGAUAUCUUGGUGUCCGGUUACGAAAGUUCUCUCCUCAAAGGCUCAGAUGGCAAUGACAUCUUGGUAUCCACCGGUGGCGAUUACCUGGUCGGAGGUGAUGGAAAUGACAUUUACAUGUUGGCUUUCAACAACGGUUCAGUCACGAUUGAUAACUGUGCCAAAGACAACGCUACAGACGUCUUGUACAUGAGCUCACAGUCAACGCUGCCAUUUGACUGCCAACUUUUGUCUGACAGAGUUCUCCUGACUUCAUUUGGACUUAACCAAACUACUAUUAAAAUUACACUGCAGGGCUGGACCAGUGAUGAGAACGAAUGUGGUCAUUUGAAGUUGGUUUUUAGAGAUCAGGAGGUGUCGGUGGACUGGCUGCUGCAAGAGUGUCAGUUAAGACAGAAGAAAUCAGUUUGGUAUCUAGUCAUGAGUUGGAUUAUCUGGAUCAUUCAUGUACUCUUAAGGCAGUUUUAUGCUUUUGCGUCGAAUUGACAGCGUAUCCCCCGCAGACCCCUCUGCGUCGCCGCAAACACCUCUCUGAGCCCUCCGCCGUAGCUCAACGUGCACCUCCAAACAUUUGUAACUUCAUGCCGAGGCGACGCAGACCGCGAGGACUGUGAUUGGUCAGCUGGUCCUCUGUGUUGAUAGUCGGUGUUUCAAGCAGCCUACUGUGGGGAGUAACAAUAUGCUAGUUCACUGACAUAAGCUUUGCAAAAUAAAUUCAGACAUACAGUAUUUUGGUUACAAUGACGGGGUUUGUAAAGUGUCUAUACGUCAGUAAAGUUUCGAAAUUAAAAUUAGAACUCCGAAAGGGUUACAACACCGUAGGAGCGACAGCGUAGCUACGGCGUGGUGUUGAUGCAGAAGAAUAAAACAGCCUUUAGGCUGAGUUUUCAUUUUACCAACACACAUACACAUCAGUUUUAAGGGCAAAACAGUAAAAGACACAGAAACAAAUGUUGAUGCAGAAUCAGUUUCCAUGGUGGCUGAUGUAAUGUAGAGUUCUGUAGCGCUGCAGCUAAAAUGUAUCUUUAAAAAUGAAAGACACAGAAUCUGAAUUUCAAAAAUGAUUUGUCAUUAUAUCUUAACUUUGCUCGUUCAAAACUUGUCUGUUUAGAUCAGACUGAUUGCUUGGCCUCUUGCAUUGCUGCUUAUAGCUUUCUCAACCAUUGUACCCCGAACAAAAUUUACAUAAGGACCCCAAAGCAAAACAACUGUGUACUACUAGGCUUGUUUGAGAUGAGCUGUGCCUCGCCCCCUGCUGGGCGGUGACUAAAAGAUGCGGUCAAGUCAGACAGUUUCCAGCUUUAAGACUAAACACUCACAUCCUGUUAAUUAUAAUGUAUCAGACCCAUAUAUCAGCUUGUUUAGAUACUGACAGAGUAGCUGUUAAAAUGCUCUACAGGUGAUCUUUUGCUGAUGUUAAAAUACAACAGACUAGAUUAUCUGUAAUCAGAAUGUAUCUAAACGUCACAACAUGUUUUCUGCUAACAGAAUAAAUCUUAAAUCAGACAAAUAUCAGUCAGAAUCUCUCCGAUUCAAAAACAUGGAAAAGUUUAAAUAAAACGUCAUAGCCUCUUCAAUCUCAUGAGGUUAUUGUUGACAACAUGACGUCAGAGUGAUUCUGUAUCAAAUCGGACAGAAAUCUACCCAGCAUGCACUGGGCGGAGAUCGCCUGUGAUUGAUUCUGCGCAGGCCUUGCUCAUCUCCAACAAACCUGAUGACUUACUAUCGUUAACAAUUGAACACUUCAGCAGCGGUAUUCAUUUUCAAACAGGCUUACAGGGAUGUCACGAGAACCGAUACUUUGGUACCAAGUCAAAACCAAAAUUGUUCAAGUCUGCCCCUAAAUGUUCAAGAAGAACGCCAACGAGCACACAAAAACAGAGAGUAGCGCCUCAUCUUCGUGCACAGUGCUGACUGACGGCUUGACCGCAGUCAGCCUCUGGCUUUACCGUAACGUUACCUGGACAGCAACGGCUUUCUCAACUUCACCUGGAACUCCCAAACAGAAAGUAUGUCUGUUUCUCUCUGACGUUGUCUUUCACACAGUGCCUAACGUUAGCUAUGAUAGCUGACGUUAGCUGACUUUAUAACUUUUUAACCAGCCUUGUUCUAUGUGAAACAACAACGGCAGAGAGAAACAAACGUAACUAAACAUGCUUGCUGUCUGGGAGUUCCAGCUGAACUCAUGGAAGAUGUAUCCUGCAGCCCUAAAUCACGCUCUCUUUCCCCUUCCACUUCACACCAAAACAGUGACAGAAAGUGGAAACAAAACAAAAACUGACGCUAUAAAAGGUUGACAUGACACUUUCCCAAUUCCCCCAAAGGUUUUAUAUAAAGGAAUUAGUGAAUUAAUGUUUAGGUAUCAAGUAUCGUGAACUAGAUUUUUGGUAUCGUGACGUCCCUACAGAUUAAGUCGCUCGUGCUGAUUGACUCCAGGAAAGUAAAGUAAAGUUUGUUUGGUACAUCCAGCCAUCACGUAACAUUGGUGGCAGCAAACUAGCAGUCAAUUAGCCCCACCUUCGCUACACACACACACACUCGCAGACACACGCGCACACACAUGCACACACACACAGACACACGCGCACACAGACACACACACACACAC